AUGAGAUCAAACCCUAGCAGAAGAAAUCCAGAUUUCUGGUGCGAGUUUCAUAACGACCAUGGUCAUAAAACAGCAGAUUGUAGAUUGCUACAAGGUGAAAUAGAGCAUUUAUUAAAACAAGGAUAUUUAACCGAUUUGUUUAGUGAUAAUGGUAAGCAAACGUAUACGAAGAAUAGACAAGAGCCACCAAAUCCUCUAUCACUAAAAAGAAUGGUUAAUGUGAUAAGAGGAGGAGAGGAGGUCAACGGUGUAACAUAUACGGCUGCAAAAAAGACAUCAAAAGUCACGGUUACCCAAGGAAAGCAAGUUCGCCAAGUUUUGGAAGAAGACAACAUAAUGUUUGAUGAUGCAGAUGCAGAUGGCGUGAUGAUCCCUCGCAACGAUGCACUGCCAUUAAUUCAGCUCUUUGGCUCACUUAGGAUCAGAAAUAGUUGGAACCUUUCUGCUUCUGUUCUAUAUUCAAAAUUACAGCAUUUGGAGUCAUUUGUAGGAUUAGAUCUGUCUGUUUGA
Molecule: messenger RNA, 510 nt
Organism: Nicotiana attenuata
Lineage: Eukaryota; Viridiplantae; Streptophyta; Magnoliopsida; Solanales; Solanaceae
Exons: 2
Coding region: 1-510 (169 amino acids)
Source: RefSeq, a predicted model, not a curated record